AUGAGCGAGACUAUGAUGUCAAAUGUUGAAAGAGACUUGAAUGGAAACGUAAAUCAUAAGAAAUCCUUCACCCGGUUUCCUGAAGAUUUGAUAAUCCGCGAGACCGUUCCCGGUCAGGACACAACUGAAGAGCUGGAAUUGAUUGUACAGAGCUCGGAAAAAAUCGACGUGAACUGCUUGAAUGAGUACGGCCAUACUGUGUUGAGUACGGCGGCAUUUGUAGGCAGUAUGAAAUGUUGUAGGAUACUUGUUGAACUUGGAGCAGAAGUAGGAAAACAGGACGAAGAUGGCUGGACUGCGAUGCAUUAUGCCAUGGCAAAGGGAUAUUUGGACAUUGUAAAAUAUUUGGUUAUGUGUGGAGGAGAUUUAUUCGCUAAAAAUAACGACGGCGACGCACCAUUGGAUUUUGUCGAAGAUAACGAAAUUAAAGAAAUACUCUUAGCGAGUUACGAAAAAUAUUCGCAGAGCAAAUCCGAAGUAUAA
Molecule: messenger RNA, 483 nt
Organism: Pocillopora meandrina
Lineage: Eukaryota; Metazoa; Cnidaria; Anthozoa; Scleractinia; Pocilloporidae
Source: the annotation of a GenBank genome assembly